This is a messenger RNA of Sorghum bicolor (sorghum), 1878 nucleotides long. RefSeq names its product probable carboxylesterase 2. Lineage: Eukaryota; Viridiplantae; Streptophyta; Magnoliopsida; Poales; Poaceae. The transcript has a single exon. The record is from RefSeq and is a predicted model, not a curated record. The coding region runs from base 657 to 1661 and encodes 334 amino acids. Gene Ontology annotation, molecular function: hydrolase activity.
UUUGCCAUGACUUUAGAUCUAUGUUUUUCUGUAAUUAAUUAGAAUAAUUCAUAUCUACAGUUUCUACGGUCCAAUUGUGAUGUAAAUUUUAUGAUGGACUAAUUAUUGUAUGAUUGUACUAUAGUAAAAAUUUCAUACUCAUUACAAUAAUUAGCUCACCAUAAAAAACUUCAUCACAAUUGAUAAGUAGAAAGCUAUGAAUUAUUCCAAUUAAUUACAGAAGCAUAGAUCUAAAACUACAACAAAAAUUUUAAACUAAAACAUACCAUAUUAUAUGUUCACUUGUAGAUCUAAUCAUAUCAAGUCCAAAAAAAAGUUUUUUUUCCAUUUUUUAUGUGAUUACUAUGAGUUUUUCAAAGAUUCAACUAAAAUAAAUAAAAAAGAAAAAUAUAAAACCGUCUUAAAAACUGCUUCUGCUUAUAACAGGGCUAGAGAGGUAAGAUGAACGGUCUUAAAAGUUAAGGGGGGUGUUUUUCCCGGUUUUAGAGUUCAGUAAGGAAAAGCGAACUUUUGCGAAAGUUGAAAGAGUUCAGUAAGGAAAAACUCGUACUAAGCUUGUACACGUCUUGAAAUACCCUCGCCACGGCUCACCCCUCCGCCGCCACAAAUCCGAUAACCACCACGUCGCCAUCAUCGCGCCACCACGCACAGUCGACAUGGAUCCCGACGCCGAGGUCACGUUCGAGUUCGCCCCCGUGAUCCGGCAGUACAAGAGCGGCCGCGUGGAGCGCCUGCUCCCCGUCAACCCGGUCCCGCCCUCCGUCGACGCCGCCACCGGGGUCGCCUCCAAGGACGUCACCCUCGACCCGGCCACGGGCCUGUGGGCGCGCCUCUACCUCCCAGUAUCCGCGCGCCACCCCGGCGGCGACAGCGACAGGCGUCGACGUCGUCUCCCCAUCGUGCUCUACUUCCACGGCGGGGGGCUAGUGGUCGGGUCCGCGGCCGACGCGCCCGAGCACGCCUUCAUGAACCGCCUCGCGGCGCGCGCCGGCGCGCUCGCCGUGUCCGUGGAGUACCGCCUGGCGCCCGAGCACCCCGUCCCCGCCUGCUACGACGACGCCUGGGCCGCGCUCCGGCUGGUGGUGACGCCGGCGCCGGCGGCCGACCCGUGGGUCCGCGACCACGGCGACGUGGCGCGCGUGUUCGUGCUCGGGUUCAGCGCCGGCGCCAACCUCGCGCACAACCUCACCCUCCGCGCCGGCUCCGAGCCGGACGUCCUCCCCCGCGGCGCCCGGGUGCUGGGGAUGGCGCUGCUGCACCCGUUCUUCCUGUCUCCGCCGCCCCCGGCGGCGGCGGCGGGGGACGAGGUAGCGAACUACGCGUGGGUGCGCGCCAAGCUAGCGGAGAUGUGGGAGUUCGCGUGCGGCGAGGGGCGGACGGCGGCGGGGCCCGACGACCCGCGCGUGAACCCGCUCGCGGACGGCGCGCCCAGCCUGAGGCGCCUCGGGUGCGGCCGUGUCCUGGUGUGCCUCGCGGACGACGCGCUGGUCGCCGAGGGCAAGGCCUACUACGAAGCGCUGCUGGCGAGCGGGUGGGACGCGGCGGACGCCGAGCUGCUGGACUCCGCGCCCGCCGACCACGAGUUCCACCUCCGCGAGCCCGACAGCGACAAGGCGGUGCUCCUCAUGGACCGCCUGGUUGCGCGCAUCACCGGGAGCUAGUCAAGUAGGAGCAGUAGGCCAGUAGUAGAACCGCACUCACGCGCGUCACCGGUCACCGGACCUGGCGCAAGAGCGUACGUGUGCUUGUGUGCUGAGUGCUGUACUGGCAUUGACUGAACAAUAAUGUGAUGUAGCAUGUACUUACAUGCUUAACAUGUACUAUCUACACCAUCCAAAAGUGUUUCAAGAUUCGUGUAUUUUUACUCUCCUACUGCUA